GCAUCCCAGACUCAAACCUGGACCCACUGCUUAGGUUGUUCUAUAAGUAGUUCCAAAGUCCAGUUCUCCUCAGAUCCCUGCUAGGACCACCUCAGCAAGCUCCUCAGAUCUCCUCCUCCGCUCUGGUUCUGCUUGGAGCUCCAGAACCAGGCGGUUUGAAUGAUCUGAGAUGCCGGUACGGAUCCCGGACGACUCAGACUUCUCCUCUUUUAAGGACCAGUGUCUGAGUCCAGAUGGAUGGAACAGCCGGUACAACAAGGGAGGAGUGACAGUUUGGUGUCGGGAGGAGGACCGCAGCUCGGUCCAGAAGAUCAAGAUGAGGAUUGUGUGCAAAGACGUGACGGCAGAGACGCUGUACGACGUCCUCCAUGACACAAGCUACCGUAAAAAGUGGGACACCAACAUGAUCGACACAUACGACAUUGGAAGACUCACGGUCAACACAGAUGUGGGAUAUUACUCCUGGAAAUGCCCGACUCCUUUGAAGAACAGAGAUUUUGUGACGAUGAGGUCUUGGCUUCCUCUUGGCAGCGACUACAUGAUCAUCAACUACUCCGUCAAACAUUCGCAACAUCCUCCUAAGAAAGACUACGUCCGAGCCGUGUCUCUGCUGACGGGCUACCUGAUCCAAUCCAAUAGUGCCACCAGCUCCACCCUCUACUAUCUCACUCAGGUGGACCCUCGAGGCUCUUUACCAAAAUGGGUCGUUAACAGAGUUUCUCAGUUCGUGGCGCCGAAGGCCAUGAGGAAAAUCUACAAGGCGUCCCUGAAGUACCCGGACUGGAAGCGGAAACACAACCCUACCCUGAAGCCGUGGAUGUAUCCGGAGCAAAACACGCUGCCCUCCAUCAGCCCGGCUGAUCUAACGCUGCAGCGAGCCGACUCUUUGGAGAACAUAGAUGAGAGUGGCGUAAGCGAAGAAAAGGCUCAGAACAGCGAGGACGAGGAGACCUAGACUUUCCUCAGACUCUAACCAGGACUGACCUCUUACUUGCUGGAAAUGUUUCCCACCGACAGUGAAUGGCUCACAAUCCUUCAAUUUCUGUCACUGUAAUCCUCCUGGACUUCAUAUUGACCCUGAGAUCCUGUGUCCACACAAUGACCUCUGACUGUCUAAAACCUGUUCUCAGCCUAACCAAAGGCUGUGCAGGCCGUUCUAACAUUGUCUCAACCCUUUUCAGAGACUUUCCUUAUAUUGUUCACAAAUGGCUUUCUUGAAAUUGUCAAAUGAAGGACCUCUGACUACCCAAAUGCUCUUCACA
Cyprinodon tularosa is the source of this 1262-nucleotide messenger RNA. It is a transcript of the gene stard15, whose product is annotated as StAR-related lipid transfer (START) domain containing 15. Bases 170 to 955 code for a protein of 261 amino acids. The record is from RefSeq and is a predicted model, not a curated record. Gene Ontology annotation, molecular function: lipid binding. Lineage: Eukaryota; Metazoa; Chordata; Actinopteri; Cyprinodontiformes; Cyprinodontidae. The transcript is spliced from 6 exons.